Taeniopygia guttata (zebra finch) is the source of this 2746-nucleotide messenger RNA. The record is from RefSeq and is a predicted model, not a curated record. Lineage: Eukaryota; Metazoa; Chordata; Aves; Passeriformes; Estrildidae.
GCCAAAAAGGGCCUCCCCGUGGUCAUUAGGGUUUAUUUUUUUUUGUGGUUGUAAAAUCUAGGUAAUUUACAGGGGACAAAUUGAAUGUUUAGGGGGAAAAAUCGGAGGUAGAGAGGAGGCAGAGAAUGGAUGUGUUAGGAUAAAAACAAGGUUAUCUGUAGUGGGCAGGGAGGAAAGGUUUUGGGCAUAAAGCUGGAGGGGAGAGAAAGAACAUUUUGAGGUGAAAUUGAGGUAAUCAGGAGUGGGCGGGAAGAGGAAAUUUUGUGGGUAAAAUCUGAGUUAAUCUGUAGGGGAGGGAAGUGACAUAUUGAGGUAAAACCAAAGCUGUCUGUCAGUAGUGGAUGGGAAGGGAAAAUUGUGGGGCUAAAACUUGAGGUGAUCUCUAGUGGAGAGAAUGGACAUAGUGAGGUAAAAAUGAGGUAAUUACUAAUGACGGGAAAAUCCGAGGGGAAAACCUGAGGUCAUCUGUAAGGAAAAAUAAGUAUUUUGUAGGAAAAAUCAGAUUGAAUCUUUAGGGCCAGAAUGAGCAAUUUGGGGAUAAGGUAAAGGUAGCCAUUGGAUUUUCAUGCUAGGUCAUCUAGGUAAUUAUCGGGGACAAAAUUCAUAUUUUGGAGGUGAUCUAUAGGGAAGAGAAGGAAGAUUUUUGAGGUAAACUGAGGUAAUCAGUAGUGGGCAGGUAGGGAGAUUUUUGAAGGGUUAAAGCUUGGAAUAAUCUGUGGGGGACAGGUGCCGGUCAGGAGCCUCCUGGCAAACGGCCGCUCCAAAGGCGCUGUGUCUGUGAGGAGUGGUGUGGAAAUGCCCGUCUGGACUGCACCUGCACCCAGGAGAGAGCCAAAAAGGAAAGGCUGAAUGAGGGAGACAGCAGGGUGUAUCUGCAAGGGGUGAAUCAGAAAGACAUUUGGUCCUGCUCCCAAGGGAUAUCUUUAUGCCUGCUCCUGUGUUGGCAGACCUGAGGCUGCUGUUUGCAUCUCUAGCAGCAGAUAGAUCAGUUCUGGUGCCUGCUCACGCCCUCAUUGUGGAAGCACCUGAGAAGCAAAUCCGAGUGGCAAGAGGAAGAAACGCUACCCUGCGCUGUAAUUUUAAAACAAACUCAGCUGCUGACAGAGGAGACCUGGUUGUCUGGAAGAAAAUCAAUAGCAAGGUUGACGCGGUGUCGCGGUACUUCGACGGGCUGGUGCAGUAUGGGGAGGGCUACGACCACCGCAUCCAGUUCAUCGGCGACGUUGACAGCGGGGACAUCAGCAUCACCAUCGGCGCCGUCACCAUGGAGGACAACGGCACCUACGUCUGCAGCGUCCGCCUCCGCGACGACCCCCCGCGCACCUCCGCGCUCCAGGACCUCUUCGUCCUCGUUGCACCAUCGAAGCCUGAAUGCAAGAUUCUGGGGACACCAGAAUAUGGACAAACAAUCAACCUGACCUGUGCGUCUCACGAGGGCUCCCCAACACCCAGAUACACCUGGAAAAGCUUCAAUAUGCAAAAUGAACCCCGUUUGCUACCAUACACAGAAGGGCAACAAAUAACUCUGAAGAACAUCUCAGCAGACACCUCUGGCUUUUACAUCUGCACUGCAACAAAUAUUGUGGGAACGGAGUUUUGCAACAUGACAGUCAGCGUCGUGCCACCAUCCAUGAACAUAGCUCUGUAUGCUGGCAUCAUUGUGGGAGUUGUUGCUGCCAUUGUGGUGAUUGGGAUCAUUGCCUAUUGCUGCUGCUGCCGGCAAAACAAGGACACCGACUAUGAGAUGACGGUGCAAGAAGACAGAAAUGAACCCUCCAGGCAGAUGCCAGCAAGGCAUGAGAGCAUAGGGGAGGAUGUGGAGAAUGCAUGAAUGAAGAAACCACUGUGAUCUCCAGGAUCUGCUGAAGCACAGACAUAACUGUAGAAAAGAAAUCAAUCCCUCUUUCUUACUGCAAGAAGUUGAAUUAUAAAAUGAAAACCAAAGGCUCUGCCUUCAAGUUCUGGGAGAGAACAUUCUUGCUUCCCUGGAAAUAAGUGCUUGAUGUACAGUGAGCACCAACACACACUCUCAUAACAGAAAAAUGCAUGUGGAGCACUGCUGCACCCAGUCAUCCAAAAAUAAGCAGUCUUCCAGACUUCCAACUUUCUGAAAAAAGAAACCAGUCAGGUCUAUUUGGAGAACAGAGCUGCUGAUGUAUCCCCAGAUCCACAAAAGGUUUGAAAGUCACCAACUGCAUUUCAUCAAGGAAGGGUGGUCUUGUUUACUGAGUCAUGCAAAUGUCACAGCUCUCACCACUGUCCAACACAGAAACUGUUUUUAUGGAGGUUGAAGCAAGAUGAUUUUUGAAGACAUUUUAUUAAAUGUGGGUUUUGUAUGUACUGUACAUGCACAUAAAAAUAAAUAUAUGGAAGAAAAAAACAUCGAUGACCAGUGAGUCUCCUAUUUGGGACAAGAGUACAUAAUAAUGUCACAGAUAAGGUAAGAACUUAGAUGGGCAGCUGAUAAGAACUAGAAACAUACUAGUAGCCUAUCUACUGUCAGACUCCUGAAUUUCUGAGUUCUAGCUCCCAGAGCUCCUAAUUUUCAUUACAUUACUUUUUCCUGCUGACUGUUGCAUGGGCAAGUCAGAAAUAGUCCAUUGCUCCUGCUGCUUCUGAAAAAAUGACAACAUGAGAGCAUGUACAUGGCAAGUACAUCCUUAAUUUAAAAAAGGUAGGGGGGAUGGAAGGAAAAAGGAAAAAUAGCUUUGUUCAAAACUGUAACUAUCAGAAGAACUGCAUUUUA